AAUAUGGACCAGUAUCAUCUGAGUGACGACAAUUCGCUCCAUUCUGAAAUUCAGCUCCCGGAAUUUUCUGGGAACCAGGCUUUGGACUGUAGUGACACAUUCAGCCAUGAUCUCUGUCCAGAUAUGAGAGACAUGAUUUAUGCUGGACUGAACAACCUGGAUGUGGACCCCAGCCUUUCAACGACAAAUAUAAACAGCGAUUCAUUGGAAGACAACCUGGAUACCUUGUCUUUGUACUCAGUAAAAGACUGCGAUUCUGCUAAACUGCUCGAUGAUUGUGACACAGACUCACAGCCACUUUUGCACGAAUUGGGGCUUCCUGCCCCUUCGGCACCAAAAGAAGUGGAGCCAGGAGGCAGAUCCGGUUCCGGCAGCGGGAGGAAAGGGAGACCCCAGCAAAACGCCCUCCAGGCCCCCUUCUUGGAUUGCAGCCUCUGCGGGAAGGUGUUCAGCAGCACCAGUUCCCUGAGCAAGCACUACGUAACUCACAGCCAGGAACGGAAGCACAUCUGUAAGAUCUGCAGCAAAGCUUUCAAGCGACAGGACCACCUGAGUGGUCAUAUGCUAACCCACCAGAAAACAAAGCCCUUCAUUUGCAUAGAAGAAGGUUGCAACAAGAGCUACUCGGACCACCGAUCGCUGCGCCGGCAUUAUGAAAUGCACCACGGUUUGCGGCUGCUGAAGGAGGAGGAAGCCUGCGAGAGCACACCACCUCCACAUGAUCCACACGCCCAGAGCAGUUUGAGAGCGGCGGAAAGCCUGGCCGAAUCGCCAGCGCCCAAUCAUUCCCUCCUGCCCAACCGAGACCUGCUGAGGUGUAUCGUCAGCAGCUUGGUCGGCCCAAAGCUUCCGCCCGCUCCUCCCUCAUCCACGGGGCAGGGUGAAACCGACUCCAGGGGGCCCUUGCCACCUUCCAGUUCGGUCUACAGUCAGAUUUCGUGCAGCGCUACCGCCGUGAGAGAAACCCCUGGCGAGAAGGCGAUGAAGGACAUCUAUCCUUGCCAAAAGAACUUGCCUUCCUCCAGCAUGUACACUAUAAUCAACACGGGGAAUUUAUCCAUACUUGGGCCAUCGGAAAGCCAUGCAAAUUUGCCAGAGAGGCCUUCCCACGUGGAACGCGACUUCCCUAUAGAAGCCAGCGCUUUGGAGUACUGGUCCAACAGCGGCAUGCCUCGUUUCCCCUUAUUCAGGGGCCAGAAGUUUCCUGCCCCCACCCAGCAGGCCAGCAGCGGCGUCCCGUGGGCCAGAAACGCAGGUCCCCCAGUCGGCCCCAAAGCCAAAGGACACGGCCUUUACGUCGCUCAGUUGUCUUCCGGCGGCCACGAAGCUUCCCAAGGGAUCAUGGGACCGUCCCACGCGUUUGACUCCGUGAGACCCACUUUCGAGUGUCCGGAUGUUUUGCCGUUCCCUCCGGCUUCUUUAAAGACCCACGGGGAAGCGUCCGGAGAGGCCAGACUCCAGUGCUUCGAAGAGACGUUUAGCCCAGUGGCGAGACUCUCGGACCCCCCGAAACACAGCCUCCUUCCGAAGGGCGAGGCCACACCGCUCUUCCGGCAGCUGUUCGUGAAAUCCAAGGAGUCCUCCUCCCUGAGCCAGGAGCAGCUCCAGAGCCACCUUUUCCAGAGGAUCACCAAAUCUCAGCACGUCGUGUCCCACACCAAGGUGUUAGCCCCGUCGAAGGAAGCCGAACCAGCAGGAGCCAAGCCGGCUCUCCGUGGCUUUCCGCAGCAGGCGGAUUUGCUUCGCCCGGCCGCGCAGCCGGUGCAAAACGACGGGCCUCCUUCGACUCAGUUUCAAGGGGAUUUUUUGCCUGACCUCGAAAAAGACGGGCACCAGCCGCCUUUGCCCUCUUUCCAUUCGUCUGCCGUGCCCUCGGCAACCACCAGCAGCAGCGCUUCCCACGCCAAGCACUCCCGGCCUUCCAAAAGGUGCCUCGAGUGCAAAGACUUUUCCAGCCCCAACCAGUCGGCCUUGUAUGAAAACACCCCAGGGAACCACACUUACGGGAAGCCCAGGGAGCUGGAGAACGACUCUCCUUUGCCCAGGAAGAAAGAGAAGGCCAAGGCAUGUACGAAAGGACAUUCCCGCAGCGGUAGACCCCGCCGGAAGGAGAAGCCCAAGUUUGAUAUCAGCUCCGUGGCCUCCCCUAGCCAAGUAGCCAUGGCUUCCUUUUCCUUGCCCAGCACCUCGUUUGAGAGCGUGUCCAGAGCGAAGCCCAAGCUGACGAUUUUCAACAGAAUCCAGGGUGGAAAUAUCUACAGCUUUACUAAUGCAGUCAAGGAGGAGUGCUUUUUUCCUGGAUGUAGUAAGUCUGAGGCAGAUCCUGGAGACAGGAGUGAGAAAGGGAACAGCUUUCGCUGUGCAACCUGCAAUCAGCUGUUUUAUACCGAAAGGGGCCUGAACAGCCACAUGUGUCUCUGUGGUGAGCAGUGGCAGCCUCCGUCAGGGAAGGAAAAACAGCAGGCCUAUGAGGCAGAGCAGUUACAUCCUCAGAAGUGGCCCUUCCAGGCAGCAGCGGUUCCUCCCGAAACGAAAAGAUUUUUGGAAGAUGGAGCAGUGGCCCCGAUCGUAAUGCCUGUCUCGGUACCCAUAAUGGCUGCCAACCAACAGCAAUCCUUGGCUCCAUUUCUUUUGGGUCAGGUUAACGAGAAGGAAAGCCAGGAUGAUAAGGAUCUCCAGGAGGGCAUGCCCCCCAAGAAGAAGAAGAAGCGAGCUCACCCCAAAUCCCUGCUCAUCCCACCUCCUUCACCUGCUGGGAACGAGAUUCAGCCUGGUACUGGGGGAUGCUACCAGAGUAACCUUCGCUCCCCUGUCUUCCUCAUGGACCAUUUUCUUCAAGGCUUUAUGCAGUGCUCUCCGUACACGCCACCCCCGAUGCUCAGCCCCAUUCGCGAGGGCUCCGGGCUCUACUUCAACACCCUCUACUCUACUUCGACGAAUCCCACUCCUGUCUCGAUGUACACCUCCGUUUUAGAUGGAAUGGAUGGAGCCCUUUUAUUCUCUCUUGUGAAAGAUACUACCAAAAUUAACAUAGAACCGCACAUUAACAUCGGAAGCCGAUUCCAGGCGGAUAUACCCGAUCUCCAAGACAGAUCGAAUAUAGAGGAGUAUGAGCACCCAGCCUCGCUAGUCUGGAAGCCCUGGGGAGACAUCGUCACCAACAAGGAGACCCAGAAAAGAGUGGCAGAUCUGCUAAAGUUGGCCUGCUCCAGCGCGAUGCCAGGCGGAGGGACCAAUUUAGAACUAGCCAUACAUUGUCUGCACGAAGCCCAAGGAAACAUUUUGGAAGCGCUGGAGAUGAUGUUACUCCAAGGGCCACAGAAGCUUCCUGGCCAUCCUCUUGCUAACUACCAUUACUCAGGUUCACAUCUGUGGACGCCUGCUGAGAAGCAGUUGUUCAAAAAAUCUUUUGCCUUGCACAAAAAGGACUUCUACCUCAUACAGAAGAAGAUACAAACUAAAACUGUUUCCCAGUGUGUCGAAUACUACUACAGCUGGAAAAAAAUAUUGAAGUUUGACUGCAACCGAGCGCAAGGGGGAGAAAAGAGACCCCGGACCGAGCAGGAUGAGGCGGAAUUGGAUGAAGAAAAGGUUGUAUGCAGCCCCAAGAAAAGGCACUGCCACCUGCCUGAACAGGAGAAUAAGCCGAAGUCAAGGAAUUACAAAAAGACAGCGCACACUGCCUUCAGUCCAUCCAGCAGCCAGAAGGACACUCCAGAUACCCCCAGAAGCACAGUCAGCCAGGGGGUCUUCCCUUGUAAAGAGUGUGCCAGAGUGUUUGACAAGAUAAAAAGUCGGAAUGCCCACAUGAAGCGCCAUCGCCUACAGGAACAAAUGGAACCAAUGAUAAAAAUUAAGUGGCCCCUAAAGCACUUGAAAAAUGAACCAAAGAAGGAAGAAAAAAACUUGGACAUGGAUUUCCUCCAGUGGUAAACUGGGAAGGAGCAGUUUCGGGGUAAGAAAGUUGUUAAAACUGUCAGGGGAGGGGAAAAAAUCAGGUUUCUUGUAAAAAUUAUGUUUUAACACUCCCAAUAGAUAAAACGAUUCCUAGUUUUGACACACCUGGGUUUGAGUUAGCAACGGAGAGGCCAACUUAACAUCUGCAAAGAUCAUUCACCCCUCACUACAGUAUUGAAGGCCAGGAGUUGACAUCCUGAAUGGCUCAGUGGUGCCCUUAAGAAUCCCAUCCUCUUCAAUCCUUCAUUACAAAUAGUUAAAUUCAUCGUACAGUUUGACACAAUCAUGUCCUCAGCUUCUGCAUUAUCUCUAGGAAAAGCUGACAAAAUUCCCUGAAGGCAGGGAAUUCACUGUGACAACAUGCACAGUGAGACUCGUAAAAUUUACAAGAAAUAAGGGAAAAGUUAAGAUGGCUGAACUACUGUUGAUGCCAGCAGUUUGUUGCUUGCAUUUUAAGACAAGAGACCCCCCUAUUAUCUCUGUUCCAAUAAGUAUUAACCAUAUUUGUUGCAAUAGAAAGAAAAGAUAAUACAGCAUCUUACAGAUCAACUUAACGAUGUCAGCUUUAACCAUUUGUAUUAAAGUAUUUUUGGGGAGUUUCUGUGCUAGUACAGAUUAAACUUCUAAAAUACUCAAUAUUAUAUCGCACCGGACAAUUCAUAUCCCAUCCUAUGUGACUUAACGAAUUAAGACUGCAUUAAAUUUUAGACACAAAGACUUGGAAGUAUGUUUAUUAAGCGUGUGCAAGAUCUCCUGAUCAGGCUGUUUUAAGGAUGGUUUCUGGAACUUAAUCUUCCCAGCUAGAAGGGUUUUAUGGUGUUCAGUACAAAACAGGCUGAUUCAGGGGAUUAACUUUCAGAUUUGAAGGUGUAACCUUAACAGGUAAUUUAACAGUUGAUUUAACUUACAAAUCACAUCCUCUGCCUAUUGUAUUUUGUUGCAUAUCUUGUUCAGUUCAAAUGUUAUGAUACUCAAAUUCUCUCUCUUUCUCUCUUUCUUUCUCUCUCUCUCUCUCUCUCUCCUCCAUCCCACCCCAGCUGUGUCUUGUAGAGUUCUGUUAAUAUUUCUAUUUUUAUUUUGGAGGAGAACAAAAUAGACCAAUCAGUGAGAAAUUGCCAUUGUAUUUCGUAUCUUUUCUGUGACUGAUAUUGUACAACUGCUUUUUGAUUCACUCUAUAGUGCCGAAGUGAUCUGUGUUCUUGU
Molecule: messenger RNA, 5160 nt
Organism: Notechis scutatus (mainland tiger snake)
Lineage: Eukaryota; Metazoa; Chordata; Lepidosauria; Squamata; Elapidae
Source: RefSeq, a predicted model, not a curated record